CGACACCCUUACUUUCCGAUUCGAGUUGUGCAGUGACAGCUAACAAACAGUCUCGUCAUGUAUCGAUUCCUUUCUGUCGCUGCCGGUGCUGCGACCAUCGCGUCGGCUUCUCCAUACAAAAAUCCGCCGUCCAACAACUACAACGGCGGCAAGGCCAGCUCCAACUACAAGGCUACGACAUUCGCUCCGGCGUACCAAAUCAUCGACCCAAGCUACGCGACCACAAUUUUGACUCGGUACCAAGAGUGCCUUGCUAAGAAAUGCACGACACUGCCGUCGGCGUACGCGGCGACGACCGUCGAAGACAACUUAGGCACCAUCGCCGCCUACACGUCGUGUGUAACAUCGUGCGCAGGCGCGGAAGCGUUGCAGACGACCCAGGACUUCCAGGCAUUGCUCGGGGAAGUGCUGUCCAUCGGCGCGAGCCAGCUCAAGACCGUGCGCAAGCACUUGAGCGGCCAAGACGCCACCUUUGACGCGAUUGCCGAACGCAUCCACAUUGGCGAAUCGUGCUGCCUCCCCACCGAUCACUUUGCCGAGUGGUCUCGUAUUUUGGUGCCCGUGACUGUCGCAGGAAUCGAUACGUACAUCCCGCCGGUGACAACUCCUAAACCAGAUGACACGUAUGGGGGUUAUGGCGAGUACGACAAUGGGUACGGCGGUGAUGAUUCGUACAGCAGCGACAACUACGACAGCCAAGGGGGCGACUACGAAGAUGGCGCCGACGAUUAUGACGAAAGCUAUCCCAAGCAAUACGGCAGCAACUACCAACUGUUGUCGGCCGAAGAGCGUGUGCUGAUCGAACAAGUCAGCUCUGAUCCUGUCGAUGACGGAACGCGAGCCGACUACUUGAUCUCUGCGCCCGAGUACCUCGCCGCCUGCACUGGCUCCCCAAGACCCGUCAGUGGCAACAAGCUCUUGGACACCAUCACAUGCGACGACGCAGUGACACAGUACCUGCACUUCUUGCAGUCCAACGUCGGCCACCUCAUCCUCGCCGCCGACUGCGACGAAACAGCUCCCGACGGCGCAUGCUGCAACAGCGCCCACUCCAAUCCCCGCGCGUCGGCCUUCCACAACGACGUGUGCGUGGCGUACGAAACAACCAAGGGCGGAAAGGUGUCGACGGUGUCUGUGCCGUUCGUCAAACCCGUGGAGCGAUCGGCAACCACUGGGCGCCUCGUUUGUCCCAGCGACAAGUUGCCCAAGGCAGUCGAGUCCGACCCGGACUUCAUCAUCAACUACCAGCGCGUGUCGUACCGCGACUUGAAAUACUUCACCGUCACGUCGGGCCUCCCGAGCAAAGUGACUGUGACAGACCACCUCACGACGUGCGAAUACGACCGCGGGCUGGUUGGCAGCACGAUCCGCAAGGACGGGUACUUCAAGGUCACGGACACGCCGUUGGGACCGGGCGACAUUGAAGCGGCCAAGAAGUGCCCGUCCGAUGGGUUGUUUGAAUACUGCAGCUUGGACCAGUACGCCGGGUUCUUGCAGACGCAGCUGUUCGACCACUCGCGAUGCGACAUUGCCGACCUCCGCCUCCAGAACACCGACUACGCGUCGUCGUACCAAACGGUGGCGUGCCUGUACAAGAUCUUCACGCUCAAGUGCGACUGCAUGGAGGCGGUGCUCAACUGCUACACGCACGCGUCCAAGUUUGACAAUGCCCUCUCCAAAACCAUCGGCCAAGCCGCGUCCAUCUUGUGCGGAUUCAUUCUGUGCCAGCAGCCCAGCGUGUACAGCCUCUUUGGCGAAGAGUUUGCGAUCGACCACGCGAUUUUGAUCAAGGAGUUCUUGCAGUCGGCGGGCUUGCUCACGGCGUCGCAGGUCACCCCCGCGCUCACCAUGUUGGUGUCGUUUGGGCUUGGCAUGAUCGCGCUGGUCGCGGCCAAAAAGGUGACGAGUUCAAGCCCCGUCAAGAUCGAAAACGGCUACCAAAACCUUAUUUAAAGCUGUCAGCACGAUGGUGCGUGUGUGCAUUGCAUACCCCCCCCCAGAUGUGGAUGCGCCCCCCGCCCGAGCGAGCUUUUUAUUGUGUUGAAAAUGAAUGUAACCAUGUAUAACCAAUUAAUGAUCGAAACCAAGUGUGG
Messenger RNA from Aphanomyces astaci, 2093 nucleotides. RefSeq lists its product as hypothetical. The coding region runs from base 58 to 1953 and encodes 631 amino acids. The transcript has a single exon. NCBI's taxonomy places the organism in Eukaryota, Oomycota, Saprolegniomycetes, Saprolegniales, Verrucalvaceae. The record is from RefSeq and is a predicted model, not a curated record.